AUGACCUCAGUUUCAAGUCCAGAAAAGGGCUCAAUCUCAGAGUCACGAUCAGAGGCAACCCAAGAUUGUAUUGUGAGUAGCACCCCUGCAAAAGGACAGGCAUGGGUUUCAGCACACUGUAUAGAGAUUCAGGGAGCAUUUUCCAGAGACAUGAAUAACUUGGGUGAGCUAGAAAUUAGCAAGGAAGAUCCCGCAAAAGACAUAUCUGAUUUAGCAAAGGAGACUUUGAUGAACGUCACCAACUUCUGUUCUCCUGGCCCAAUUAGUUUGGUCGGAAUGAAGAACGACGUGAUAUCUGAAUUACAGACCUCGAUUUACUUCAAAGCAUUCUUAGCGGCCUCGACGAUGUCUGAAUUUUGCUUCUUUUUUCCACACUUAAGCAGGCAUUUUUCUCAAUUUAGAAGAGGAAACCAAACCAUCGCUCGUGCUCUUUUUGCCGGGGUUCCCUGCUUGUCUUCUCACAGCUCGUUGAAUCAGAGCUCCCGGAAAGACUUGAGUCAUGUUUUGGAAAUCGUCGUCCAACUUUGUAGGGACGUUGAAAAUUCAGGAAUGGCAGAAGAUACGUAUUUUAAGAACUUAUCUAAGUUUCAAAAAUUGACUCCAAAAGACGAAAAUGUCUUAUCUAAUACUGAACAGCCUACUGUCGAUGUCAUUGUAAACCAUAAUGAUACUGAACAUUCUGAACAACCAAAGAUUAAGAUUCCUGUGGGUCGUGAUGAUCGCAAUGGGACUACCUCGGAUCUGCAAUCAUUUACAUGCAGAGAAAAUAAGGAGGCCUAUGUUGUCUUGGACGACACUCGGUACACCAUCUGUGGCGAUAAAGACACACAUUAUCUUCAAAACUUUAUCUGCGCUACUAAUUAUGGAAUCUCUUUUACACAUAAGAAAGAACUUUUGAGCGAUUACCAACCUAUGGGUACCCUGACUAUGAUUAACCUUUCAGGCAAAAUUCACUCAGUACCAGGAAAGGGCACAAUUUUUAUCGGCGGCCAUACGUUGACAUGUAAUUGGAUUCCUACAACAAGUAUCAGUAUAUUAAAUAUUAAUGAUUUCCUGAAGCUUGGUGAGCACUUGUUGAUAUACAGCAAUGGAGACGUCUAUGUUUCCAACAUUCUGCUGAGAACUCUCAACUACAUCGGUAAAGUUGAUGAGAAGAAACUGGUAAAUUGUCACGAAGAAACGCCAGACGAUGUACACGAAACACGAUCGAAACAUAAUGAAGCAAAGAGGUAUGAGAAUAGACACGCCAAUGCAACCUUCACAAUGGAGAAUAUACCUAAACAACCUGGGGUCCACAUUAAAGAGACACAAAAUCAGAAUGAAGACAAGAGGAGUAUCGAUGUAACUAAUCUCACUAGGUUGCUUAAGAAUGUAGCUCUACAACCCUUGUUUCGACUUCAUUGGGAAUCGGCAGGGGUAUUUGGGCAAAGAUCCAUUGCGUUCCUCACAGAUGAGUACACAUCGCAUGUAUGGAUGGUGGAUGGUGAUUCAAGGGAAUCGCUGUUCGGGAAGACAAAAUCAACAAUACAAAACAUUAUGAUUGAAUUCCCAUCAUUUGAAUGUGGUUUUGUCACGAAUGAAUAUGGGCUCAAUAUCCCCACGCCACAAUUUUUGAAUGUAAGGGAAGUGCAUGACUUGGGCUUACUUGCCAAAGACUCAGAGUCCAAAAUACCGUUCAAAACAAAGAAAAGCUUGUUUUUCCGCAAAGCAAACAGACUAUUACGUCGGGCGACAUCCCAUGAUUUGCUCGGCCAGCUCCUUUCUUUGUCAGCCUUAAACUAUGUGCUUUUGACACAUAACCUCACACCACCACCCAAUGGACGAGUACCCUAUGAUAUGCUCAGAUCCACCUGGCUGGCUACUACAAAAUCUUUUGCUCCUUUUGGAUGUGAUGCAUUGGUGAGAGUAGAACCAAAAAUAAAUGUCACAGCUACACUUGUGCCUGGGGCUGACGAAGUGAUCAGGGCUAUGACUCAAAACACAGAAGACUUGAAUAAUAAUCGGCUAAAUGGCAUCUACAUUGGCUCUCAUCAGUCAAACAUUGAUCUUCAUUUGAUUUGGAUAAACUUUGACACGCCUGGUCAAAAAAUGAAUGUGAUUCAAGCCAGAAUCGUUGAAUUUAAUGAAAGUUUCAACAAUAUUAAAAUUGCUGGGAAUGGCAUACUGCGCAUCCAGAAAAGAUUAUUGAAGCGUCAUAUGUAUCUGUCACCCGUUCCCUCAAAAUACAGUAACUUAAAGGUGAAUAGUUUUCAAGAUCUAGGCAUUGAGAACAAGGCCGAGAUCAUGGUGAUUGAUCCUUCUUACAACGUCGUCGCAACUUUUCCAAACACGACUCUGAACAAUAAGUCUCAUAGUUCUCUUGAUGAUUUUCGAAACUUUCGGCUAGACAUUCUGGUACAGGAUGGCAUAAAGAGCUUCAAGGGACAACUCAAUGGUAUGAUUGACGGAAACCAAGACAACACAGCGAGUGAUACGGAUGAUCCACAUCCUAGUCAGGCUUUAUUCAACAAGAUUGAAACGGACUCCAUGAGAAAUAGAAAAUACCUGAGGUAUCGUGGCUUUGAUCCAAGAACAACUUUCAAUCCGGUCAAUACUGAUAGUGGAUACACAGAGAGUAUGUUCGCCGCAAAAAAAGUCUUUGUCACGAGCAACAAAUUUGAUGGCACAGCGCGAUCUUCUAAUAGUGAAAACAUUUUUUCAGCUUCAUUGAAACAUCCACCAAAAUAUUCGUUUGCCACUUCUGGGAGCACCCCUGAAACUGCCUCGAAUAUUCAUGACCCUGCAGUGGUGUUCAAACAGACUACUCUUUUCAAUCCUACCACGCACGGUACUUCAGUAUUUGGCGCCAACACCGCGAACUCCAGUUCGUUUGGCCAAACGCCUAACUUCAAAAAUUUGUUCAAAACAGACUGUGGUCUUAAAGGAGAUAUGAAAGAACAAACAACACUCUUUGGCAAAAACACCGAAAAUAAAUCUACGCUGCUUUUCCAAAAGCUUCUGAAAAAUGGACCUGAUGUCAAAAGCGAAGAUGGAAAAGGCCACUUGUCUUUCUCGUUUUGUAGUGGAUCAGGUUCGAGUGACCCCAAGUUCCAGUUUCCCAAGAUAUCGGGCUCCAAAGAAGAUCUCAAGCGACUGGAAGUGUUUGACUUCAGACUUCCUUCUAAACCUUCGGAAUCCGACUAUCCAAAAGGCAAUUUAUUCGGAUCUGGUGGAAACAUUAAAUCUGCUUUGCCUGGAGAAUUCACAUUCACUUCCCAAAACACGACUUAUGUGUCUAAUAAGAACGGGGCAUUUGCUACACGGAGAUAA
Messenger RNA from Metschnikowia bicuspidata var. bicuspidata NRRL YB-4993, 3309 nucleotides. RefSeq lists its product as uncharacterized. The coding region runs from base 1 to 3309 and encodes 1102 amino acids. NCBI's taxonomy places the organism in Eukaryota, Fungi, Ascomycota, Pichiomycetes, Serinales, Metschnikowiaceae. The record is from RefSeq and is a predicted model, not a curated record. The transcript has 2 exons.